Molecule: messenger RNA, 651 nt
Organism: Tinamus guttatus (white-throated tinamou)
Lineage: Eukaryota; Metazoa; Chordata; Aves; Tinamiformes; Tinamidae
Source: RefSeq, a predicted model, not a curated record
GCGUCAAGGAGCCGGUGCCCUGGUAGAGAUCGAGGCUGAGCUGUUCCAGGCUGAGCUUCUCCUGCAGGAAGUGGCCGAGGUAGCGCUGCAGCAGAAUGGAGACUGAUUGCAAUCCUAUGGAGAUGAGCAAUAAUAUGGUCUUUGAAGAGGAUUCUGAUUAUAGAGACUUUGAUGGAGCAGAUGUGAAAGAUAUGAGACUAGAAGCAGAAGCUGUUGUGAAUGAUGUUCUCUUUGCUGUCCGCAACAUGUUUGUCUCAAAAACCCUUCCAUGUGCAGAGGAUGUGGCAUAUAUCAACGUGGAGACCAGGGAGAGAAACAAAUACUGCCUCGAGCUCACAGAAGCAGGACUUAGGGUAGUAGCUUAUGCUUUUGAUCAGACUGAUGACAGUUUGCAAACUCCCUACCAUGAAACCGUCUACUCCUUAUUGGACUCUCUCAGCCCUGCGUAUCGAGAGUUUUUCGGAAAUGCAUUACUGCAAAGACUAGAAGCUUUGAAGAAGGAUAGUCAGUCGUGAUUCAUCCUGAAGUGAGGAAGUUUUAUUAAUCCUAAAAGGAAUCUUUAGUAUAAGGUACUGAAAUCUUUCUUACAAACAUAGUCACAAACAUAGCUUGAGCCUUGUUUCUUGCAUUAGUAUCUAAUUCCUUGUAGCA